CGCAGUCCGCAGUGGGCGGAGCCUCCACCUUGUCAGGUCGGAGCCUCCACCCAUCAGAUGAAACUCGGAGUUUCUGCUGUUGACACAUUUCACCGACCCGCGUCUCAUCUGAGCAGAUUCAGCCAUGAGGGGGCGCUCUUCCAGCGUUGGUCGCCUCGUCCUGCUUUCGUUCUGCAGCCUGAUGAUCGGAGGAGCAGCAGCACUGAGGAUCUGUUCCUACAACAUCCAGAAGUUCGACAAGACGAAAGCAGCAGAUUACAAAGUGAUGCACACUCUGACCAAGAUCGUGUCCCGCUGUGAUAUCUGCGUCCUGCAGGACGUUGUGGAUCCGGAGCUGAAAGCAGUCAAAGCUCUGGUGACGUCGCUGAACAGGAGAAAUUACAGGUAUGACGAACAUCAUUAUGAAUACGUGUCUAGUCAAAGUCUGGGGAAGUCCUCUGAUGACCUUCAGCAGUACGUCUUCAUCUACAGGACACACCUGGUGAAACAGUUGGGUCAGCACCAGUACAAAGGUAAAGCCUUCGUACGGCCGCCAUUUGCCGUCCAUUUCAGCUGCAAUAAAACUGACAUCAAGGAGUUUGUUUUGGUUCCGCUCCACACUGACCCGGACCAGGCCGUCCAGGAGAUCGACUGGCUCUACGACGUCUUUGAGGAAGUCAGCGCAAAGUGGAACAACACGAAUGUGAUGUUCCUGGGAGAUUUCCACGCCGGCUGCGCCUACGUCACCCGGGACGACAAGAAGAAUAUCCGACUCUUCACCAACUCCAACUUCUCCUGGCUGAUCGGAGACCGAGAGGACACCACCGUCACCGACCAGACCAACUGCCCCUACGACAGGAUCGUGGUUCAUGGACAGUCCUUCCUGCAGGCCAUCAGGCCGUUCUCUGGAAUGGUUUUCAACUUCGGCAAAGAAUUCAGACUCAAGCAGGCAAAGGUGCUGAAACUGAGCGACCACUAUCCAAUAGAGGUGAGAUUAAAAGGCUCCGCCCCCCUCCUUCAGACCACGCCCCUGCUGGUCGUCGGCGCCAUCAUCCGGUUCGUCUUUCCUGCUCUGUGAUCGUCUGAUCCAGUCUAGAUGGCCAUCCUGUUAGAUUUUAUGAAGCAGUUUUGAACACAUUUAGGAGAUUUCACUCAAAAUGUAAAGUCUUUAAGAGCCAGAAGCGACGUUCUGCUUUCUUGCGUCUGGUUUUUGUCUUCUGCUGGAGAUUCAUAUUUUUACCAAAGAAAGAGCAAAUUGAAGAUUAAAUUAUAGGAGAUUAACUAUAAUCUGUAAACUAAAAUCUGCUCUGUGUUUACCUCUGAGUUGACCUGCUGACCUGCUGAAAGGCAGGAAAUGUCUCCAGACUGGAGGAAUUAAAGUUUUUACCUUUUACUUCAGAAUAAUUGUUUUUAAUAAACCAGAUUUUAGGGGUUCGUUUUGUUUUUUAACAUCUUUAUAUUUUUUGUGUGUUUUUUUUUCUUUUUUUUUUCAACACAGGUGUUUUUCUGAUUGUGUACAGAAACUGUUGUACAUAGAAUGUCAGGAACUUUUAGAACAGAAAUAAAAUGUGUAGAUUUUUUAAAACUGUAAAGUUGAACCUUAAGGCUGCUGUUUUUGUUGUAUUUUUAUAACAUGUCACAUUUUUCCUCUUUAGACCUUAAGUCAGGUGAAAUAAAAGAUGCAUAAAAAGUAGUUUCAACGUAAAUUAAUUAAAAGUGACUGACUAGGUCUACAAACUGGGUCAAACAGAAGGGAAACUGCUGGGAAAACAGGACAAAAAAGCAAAACUUGGUAAAUGGAAAUAUAUAAUAUGAUCAAACAUCAAUAAAUCUUCAUCUACUGCUCUCCUUA
Xiphophorus hellerii (green swordtail) is the source of this 1831-nucleotide messenger RNA. Its product is annotated as deoxyribonuclease-1-like 2. Gene Ontology annotation, biological process: DNA catabolic process. Bases 125 to 1057 code for a protein of 310 amino acids. Gene Ontology annotation, molecular function: DNA binding; deoxyribonuclease I activity. NCBI's taxonomy places the organism in Eukaryota, Metazoa, Chordata, Actinopteri, Cyprinodontiformes, Poeciliidae. Gene Ontology annotation, cellular component: nucleus. The record is from RefSeq and is a predicted model, not a curated record. The transcript has 10 exons.